AUGGCUUACUCAGAAAUUAAUGAUAUUUUAAUUACAGAAGGACGAAGUUUAGCAGAUUUUCCAACAAUGGAACAAAAUGUUAUGGAUGCUAUAGUCCACGACAAUAAUCAUGAUGAAGAUAAUAAUCACUUAGAAAUUGGCAAUCGACAAUAUCAAAUGUUAAAUCCAGAACAAAAACAAAUAGUUGAUGAAGUUCUUAUUGCUUCACGUUCAAGUAAUUAUACUGCAUCGAAUAACUUUUAUAUAGAUGGUCAAGGAGGCUCUGGAAAAACUUUUCUUUACACAACCAUUUAUCAUCUUUUAAUGUCAGAAAACAUCAAAUGCUCUACAAUGGCUUUUACUGGUAUUGCUGCUACUUUGUUGCCAAACGGAAAAACAGUACAUAAAACUUUUGGUUUACCAGUUCCUAUGUUUAAUGAUUCGUUUUCAAAUAUUAAAAUACAAUCAAAGGAAGGUAUACUUUUAAAAGAAACUAAAGUAUUCAUUUGGGACGAGGCACCAAUGGCUCCGAGAUAUGCUUUGGAAAUUGUAAAUAGAACUUUGAAAUAUAUCAUGAAUAAUGAUCUACCGUUCGGAGGCAAAAUACUGGUUUUAGGUGGUGAUUUCAGGCAGCUAUUGCCAAUUAAAGUAAAAGGAACACGUGAUGAAAUAUUAAAUUUAUCUAUAAAAAACAGUCAUUUAUGGACACAUUUUGUAAAAUACCAAUUACACACAAAUAUGAGAGUUUUACCGCAAGAAAUUGAAUUUGCUAAAUAUUUAUUGGAUGUCGGAAAUGGAACAUUAAAUGAUCAGGAUAACAAUAUAGAAUUACCACAACAUUGCAUACUUCCCGCGAAUGAAUGUAUUGUUCAAAACAUUUUUGGUACAUUUAUCACAAAUAAAAAAUUUGAUGAAAUAAGUAAUUGUGCUAUUCUUUCUGCCAGGAAUGCUGACGUAGAUGACAUGAAUGACAGAAUUACUAAUUUAUUGGAUAAAAACAGUGAGCAUAUAUAUACUGGUAUUGAUAGCACGGAGAAUUGUGAUAAUGGUGAAAUGGGAGAUAUUCUUUUACCAGAGUAUCUUAAUUCAUUAAAUCCACCAAUCUUCCCUCCUCAUAUAUUGCGUUUAAGACGAUUUUGCAUAGUUAUGUUAGUGAGAAAUAUAAGUCUCAGUGAAGAGUUGUGUAAUGGGACAAGAUUACAAAUAAUAGAUUUUUCUAAUCAUUUACUAAAAUGUAAAAUAUUAACGGGCGACAAACGCAAUAACAUUAUUUUUCUUAAUAGAAUUACAUUGUAUUGUGAAAAUCUAUAUCCAUUCACUUUCAAAAGAAGACAAUUUCCGAUUCGGUUGGCUUUUGCUAUUACCAUAAAUAAAUCGCAAGGCCAAACUUUACAAAAAAUUGGCAUCGAUCUUCGAAGAGAUGUUUUUAAUCAUGGACAACUUUACGUUGCUAUGUCCCGAGUUAGAUCGUGGGAUUCAUUGAAAAUUUAUCUAGGAAACCAGAGGGAGACUUCAUUAGUUAAAAACUAUGUAUACACAGAAUUGUAUAGGUGA
This is a messenger RNA of Phymastichus coffea, 1533 nucleotides long. Its product is annotated as ATP-dependent DNA helicase pif1-like. Gene Ontology annotation, biological process: telomere maintenance; DNA repair. The record is from RefSeq and is a predicted model, not a curated record. Lineage: Eukaryota; Metazoa; Arthropoda; Insecta; Hymenoptera; Eulophidae. Gene Ontology annotation, molecular function: DNA helicase activity. The coding region runs from base 1 to 1533 and encodes 510 amino acids. The transcript has a single exon.